AGGUGUAUCUUCAGGAUAAAUAUGGCAGUCACCAGAGAUGCAAAUAGGAUAGCUAUUACUUCACCAAUUUUAUGAGUGACUUGAAGCGGGGAAGGAAUGAUAUAGCUCUACGAAAUUACAGACUCAGAUAAUUCGCCGAGACAUCUAGCGCAAUGGCUACAGACUACGAGACUUUCGCUUACAAGGGAAAGACUAAGAAAAAGAAGAAGAAAAUAGAUGAAAAGCCGGAAGAAGAAGAAGAGGAAGAGGAAGAUGAUGAGUUGGCAGCAGAGCGAAGGAGGAGGGAGGAAUCGUUAAGGAGAGUAGACCAGAUGAACGAACUCAAGAAGCAGAAGAAGCUGGAAAAGAAAAGACAGAAGGAAGAAGCCGCAAGGCGAAAGGAAGAGGAGGCGAGGCAGAGGGAGAAAUAUUUAAGAGAGAGGGAAGCUGCGGAAAAGGCGAUUGAAAGACAGAAACGGGAGGCUGAAUCGAAAAGGAUUGAGGAAGAAAAAUUAGCAUCUCAACCCGAAAGACAGCCAGACUCAAGCGGACGAGGAACGGGAAGGGGUGGUGUUCGAGGAAGAGGGCGUGGUAGGGGUAGGGGGAGAGGAAGAGGUCGACCUCCUCCAUCAUCGAAGAAAUCGUCAGCUCCAGCAGGAAGAGGCAGUCGAAAGGUUGGUGUCGUUGCUAAGCAACCGAAGAUGGAGGCUAUACAAGAGGAACUGGAGAGCGCUAGGAAUUCCCGCCAAGCUUGGAGCAGGGAAUCGAACACCAAACCAAUAGCCAAAGGUCAGAUAACCGAGGAGAACAAAAAUGAGAUUACUAAAGAUGAAGGAGUCAAGCCGGAAAAGAUAUCUGAAGAAAAGGAUGGAAAUAAAGAUAAAGAACGCAAGUCAAUCACACCAGACAGGAAAACACCCCCUACGCAGAAGAGCACAAAGUUUACCAAAGUUGGUGGUUUUAUGUCGAAAAUGUUCAAAGGAAAAAAUAAAACCACAGAGGAUCCCAAAUUAGAUCUGCAAGAAAGCCCUGCAAGUGACGCCAUCAAGAAUCAAAGCGAAGAAGAGAAAAACGAAAUUCCCGAAGAACCACCAUCAAAGGGUUCGGUUGAGGAGGUGAACAGUGGAGUAGAGGACGAACCAAAUGAGGACAAGGCUGAUGGAGAAGAGAACGUUGAUAAAACUGAUGGUUCGAAAGCAGAUGUUACAGAUGGAACUAAAGAAAGUGAUGUCCCAAAAGAUAAAGGCCUAAGCCCUGACAAUGAAAAGACUCAAACGAAAGACGACGAACGUGAAGUGCCGGUUGAUCAAGAAAAGGAUAUCGACGAAGAGGCACGUCAAAAGAAAGAGGACGAAGCCGAAGUGUUAGAAGAUGAGGGCAAAAGUCCAAACGAAGGAAGUCCCCACAAGGAUGAAGAUGGGAAGCCACCGAAGGAUGAAAACACCGAGUCACAUGAUACCGUCGAAGAUCCAGUAGUACAGACAUCCAAGACAAUGGAGAUUGGCAUUCAAACUGAGAAUGAGACGGAAAUUAGGGAGACAACGGAAGAGUCUGAGAGAGGACCACCUAAUGAUGAAAACAAAGAUGAGAUCGAAACUAAGGAAACUGAAUCAGAAGAACCAUCAAAACUGUAUGCGACCCAUUCCAGAUUAUCGAAGCCAAGCCCGUAUGACGACCAAGUAGAUGAGAAUCGGGUUGGUUUGAGAUAUGAAGAAGCUUACGAUUCCUCAAGUGAAGUCGAAAGACCAUCUAAUCCUGAACCAGGGGGUAAGAAAGUACCCAAACUCGAUCCGAGACCGGUGAAUCCUUCACCGCCUGCGAAGGAUCCUGAACUACCCGACAUCGGAAUCGAUGACGAGUUCCAUGUUGCAAAGAGUAAACGCCGCGCAGGUCCGGACUAUCUAGAACUACAACUCCUUGCAAACAGAGACAUAAUCCUGGAGGCAAGAAGGUUAAGGAAACUGAGAAAAUCGGGUACGACUGCUUUGUUGGAAAUGGUUUAUGAAGGUACGAAGGCAGAUCCGGUGGAUUUGUUCAAGCAGCCGAAACGCCAUGACGAUUUCGAAAGGCUCCUGAAGUAUUUGAAAAAAGAAGAUGGUGAUCACGGCGAUCCUUCAAAGGACGGGCAGUCAUCGGAAGUUGGUGAUAUAGGAUCAGGUGAUGGUGCUUUAACGCCUGCUCCAGAGGAGAGAACAAAGUCAGAAGGAGAUGCGUCACCAGGAGGAGAACAACACCUAUCUAGAGCUUCAAAACUAUCUGCGGCUCAUUCCAGAUUGGCUCAAGCAAGCUCAGGUGACAACAAAGGAAGUGAAAGUCCAGGAGAGGGCGCUGUACUUCACGUCACAACGCCUGUAGGAGAGACUGAACAACUCAAUGAUGCAAGCCAGGAAGAAUCAUUGAAUGAACCUAGCGACGACAUGACUGGAAGGGGAGGGACUGCAUCGGCAGAAAAUGAUAAUCCUGAAACUCAACACCCCGAACAUUCCCAGGCAACCCCAAGCGUCAAUCUUCAAGAAUCAUCUACUGGAGAAGCUGCGAUCAAAAACAACUCAGAACAUGUCCCGAUGGUAAAAGAGGAGGGCUCUGAAAGUCCAUCCAAACCACCUGGACUGGCCGCUUAUCCUGUCAAUGGCUCAACGUCAAGGACAGACCUCAGAGACUCAUCGUUAUCUGAUGUGGCAAAGACCACUUCUCGAAAUGGCAGCAUAUCUCGCGGCCGGGGACCAUCGCGAAACGGGUCAUCUCGACUGACACCUCCAUCUCGUUCCAGCGGCCAAGAGCGGGCAUCACCGGUUAAUACACCAACAAAUGCGGGUCAUAUUAGGCCUGAGACGGGGCAAGAGACGAGGGAAGGUGGGAUUGCAAGUCGGACAUCUGGUCGGUUGUCCAUCAAAUCGAACAGAGGAUCCCCUACGGGUCGGGUCUCCGUCACUUCUCAUAAAAGAGCAUCACCAAACAGAUUGGUUCCUACUCCGAACAAUGGAGGGCGCUCGUCUGUUGCCUCCCAAAAGAGAAAUAAGUCGGGAAGGCUCUCGGUUGCAUCUCGAAGGAGUAACAAAUCAGGAAGGGUUUCCGUAGCAUCGAAUAAGAGGAAACCUAACUCUAAAAACAACUCUCCGCUCCCCGGACAAACUGUCGCCGACGACGAACAUCAGUCGGAAUCAAAUACGGAAGCUGGUGUACGAGACACAAUUAACCAUCACAGUAUACAGGAUAAUGAUCUUGAAGGCGCAGAUGAAGCGCCGGUUAGUGACAAUGGACAAGUUAUUGCUGAUAAACAAUCAACGACUAGUAAUAAUUCCCAACCGGGGAGUACAUCUCAAAAUGAAACUUUGGCUGAUGAAAAUUCAAAGAGUAAAGAGGAUUCAAAAGCAAAAACCAAAAAGAAGUCCAAACACUGGUUGUUUUGA
Molecule: messenger RNA, 3389 nt
Organism: Strongylocentrotus purpuratus (purple sea urchin)
Lineage: Eukaryota; Metazoa; Echinodermata; Echinoidea; Camarodonta; Strongylocentrotidae
Product: myb-like protein X
Exons: 2
Coding region: 153-3389 (1078 amino acids)
Source: RefSeq, a predicted model, not a curated record